Solanum stenotomum is the source of this 654-nucleotide messenger RNA. RefSeq lists its product as uncharacterized. Gene Ontology annotation, molecular function: zinc ion binding; nucleic acid binding. The transcript has 3 exons. The record is from RefSeq and is a predicted model, not a curated record. The coding region runs from base 1 to 654 and encodes 217 amino acids. NCBI's taxonomy places the organism in Eukaryota, Viridiplantae, Streptophyta, Magnoliopsida, Solanales, Solanaceae.
AUGGCUAGAUAUGCACCAUCAUUUGUUGAUACAAUGCAUGACAGGGUACGUAGAUUUGUGGGAGGGCUUAACUCAGACUAUAUCGAGGCUUGUUUUACCGCUGCGCUAAAUGAUAAUAGGGAUAUCUCGUGGAUUCAGGCCUUCGCACAGGGCAUAGAGGAUCGCCGACAUCUACAGUAUACAAGUGAGAGGGUCGAGAGAGAGAGACAGAAGAGGGCUAGGCCCACUGGCUCAGGUGAGGAUUCACGAGCAUCAGGCUUGCAGCAGCAGAGGGGUUUCGGCCAGGCUAGGACAUCCCCGUCGUGUUGCAUUACUUGCGGUAGGAUGCAUUUCGGGAGGUGCAGAAAGGGUUCCACAAGUUGUUAUUCUUGUGGACAGGAGGGGCAUGGGUGGAGAAACUGCCCUACCAUAGGUCAAGGUGGUACAGGUCAGUCGACCAGGUCAACAGUAGGUUCUUCCUCGUCAUCAGCACAGUCUACAGGGCGUGGACCCCAUACAUCAGCACGUAGGGGUAGAGGCGGAGGCAGAAAGGGAGCAUCUAAUUUUGGUAGUGGACAGAACCAUACAUAUUCAUUUACCGGUCGACAAGACUCAGAGUCAUCACCAGAUGUUGAGAAGCAGUUCGGGAAUGGAAAGGCGAUACAGCAACGCUGA